This is a messenger RNA of Xyrauchen texanus (razorback sucker), 2624 nucleotides long. It is a transcript of the gene mecr, whose product is annotated as mitochondrial trans-2-enoyl-CoA reductase. The record is from RefSeq and is a predicted model, not a curated record. Gene Ontology annotation, biological process: fatty acid metabolic process. Lineage: Eukaryota; Metazoa; Chordata; Actinopteri; Cypriniformes; Catostomidae. The coding region runs from base 98 to 1240 and encodes 380 amino acids. Gene Ontology annotation, molecular function: trans-2-enoyl-CoA reductase (NADPH) activity. Gene Ontology annotation, cellular component: mitochondrion. The transcript is spliced from 10 exons.
CCAACAUGGCCACCCACUGAAUAGACAUAGAUGUUUGCUCUCUUGUGCUUAUUUAAACACUGCAAGACAAUGAUAUUGGACAUAUCCUCACUUUAAAAUGAAGCUAUCGCGAGUCGCACGGGUUUUGUUAAGGGGACAUUACGUUUACCGGAGCCCGGGCUUACUGUCAUGUAGUGACCGGGUCAGAUAUGGACCUGUCGUCUUAAAAAACAACUUCUCUGUGUCUGCAGUCAAACACAGCACCGCACUUUAUUACAGAAACCACGGGGACCCAUCACAAGUUAUUCAGUUGAAGUCAUUGGACCUGCCUCAUCUAAGUUCUGAAUGCGUCCUGGUGAAAAUGCUGGCAGCUCCCAUCAACCCUUCUGAUGUAAACAUGAUUCAAGGCACAUAUGCCAUCCUACCUGACCUCCCUGCGGUGGGUGGCAAUGAGGGGGUGGGUCAGGUCAUGGAGGUGGGCAACAAGGUGAAAAUACUCAAGGUGGGCGACUGGGUGAUUCCAAGAGACGCUGGCCUAGGCACAUGGAGAACAGCCGCUGUGUUGAAGGCGGAUGAUCUAGUGACAUUACCUAAAGACAUUCCUCUACUAUCUGCAGCCACUUUGGGAGUGAACCCCUGUACGGCUCUGAGAAUGCUCUCAGACUUUGAGGAGCUCAAACCAGGAGACACAGUCAUCCAGAAUGCAGCUAACAGUGGUGUUGGACAGGCUGUUAUUCAGAUUGCUGCUGCUAAGGGAAUUAAUACCAUCAAUGUCAUUAGAGACAGGCCUGAGCUGCAGCAGCUGUCUGACAGAUUGAGAGCACUGGGUGCCACACAUGUCAUUACAGAAGAAUCACUAAGACGUCCAGAAAUGAAGGCGCUCUUUAAGUCAUGUCCUCGGCCUAAACUGGCACUGAAUGGAGUGGGAGGAAAGAGCGCAACUGAGCUAUUACGUCAAUUACAAAGUGGAGGUAGUAUGGUGACGUAUGGAGGAAUGGCCAAACAACCAGUCACUGUUCCUGUGAGUGCGCUUAUCUUUAAAGAUGUGAAAAUAAGAGGCUUCUGGGUGACCCAGUGGAAGAGGGACAACAGACAUGAUGAAGAUGCUUUACGAAACAUGCUGGAUGAGCUCUGCAUCCUUAUUCGUGCUGGGAAACUAUCAGCUCCAGCUUGCACUGAAGUGAACCUUCAAGACUUCCAAAACGCCCUGGAAAACGCCAUGAAGCCAUACGUUUCCAUCAAACAAGUUUUUGUCAUGUGACCUUAUACACAUGUCUCAAGUCAUGUGUUUUCUUGAGUUCUUAAACUCUGCAUGAUGAUAAUAGAGCAACCCCAAACACACAGACAAUGAAUGUUUCUGUCGUCAAAGUCUAAUACAUUUUAUCAGCUUAGGUUUUGCUGCCUUCACCAAAACAGAGGUAUUUCGGCAUUGUCUUUGAAUACGUUGAGAUUUAUUGCUACUUAAUACUUAUAAGCUUCAUUAGGAUUAUCAGUACAACAGCUCAGAGGUGAAUCUACUUUUACAGUGACCACACACACUGAUAACCAGACAUGUACAGACAAAUUAGAGAUUGUCCAUUUAUUUCAAUGUUACAAAAUGUAUUAAAUUGCAAAUGAAAGCAGUUUACAGUUUUCAAAUGUAAUGCCCUGUAACAGUGAUUGUAUUGCUGAAGGUUGCCAUGUGGAUGGUUGUUGAUCCCAGUGGGUGUUCCUACUGCUGUUCACUCUAAUGUUAUUGGUGAGGUGAUCAACUGGUACGUUUUUGAAUAUCUGGGCAUAAAAUAGGUGUAUCGCCAGUAAAAAUAUGUCAUUGUAAUUUGACAUCAGAUUUCCUGGUGCUAAGAAUAAACAUUCUGAAGGGGAAAGUUUUGUUUUUAAUGUAAACUGCAGCAGUGCUCAAUGCAUCAUGUCCUGAUCAAGGUGUAAAAACUGUCAAUUGUAUGAAUCAAAAUCAAUCUGAAUGCCGACAGAUUCUGACAAGGUUUCACACAUCAUGUUUUAUUAUAUGCCUGCACGUGGACUGACACAAAUCAUAAAAAGCUAUUUAAGUAACAUUGAUUAUUUUAAACAGGGGAUUUUAAACUUUGAUGCCAUGGACCCCCAAGUAUGAUGAUCCCCUUCAGAAGGACCCCCAUUCUAAAAUAUAAAGGCAACUAUGUAUUUGUUUACUGUAUAUCUAGACCCAUUUAUACAGUGUAAAACAAAAAACAGAAGGUUUGAUAAAAAAAAUUAAAUAAUGCAAAAUGAAUAAAAUAUAUGCAUGCAAGCUGUGUGGUGUGAGGUGACUGUCUGUUCCAUGUGGUCCUUGAAUAACAUAUAAUGUGUGAGGAAGGGUAGCCGGUGGAGUCUCUGGUGCCCCCCUAGGGAGUUUGUUUCCUACACAGAGUGCGUAAUAUGCAUACAGUAUACGGAAGGGCUGGUACUGGAAGUGAGUAGCCUAAAUGAUGAGAGAAUUUUCCUUUUUGGGUGAUCUAUCCCUUCAAGUUGAUGGUGUAUCUUUUUCUACUCACAAUUAGAGAAAUGCAAAUGUAUAAAACUGAAAAGAAAAAUUUUCAACUCAAUUCAAAUUAAUUUGGAAAGCACUUCACAUACAAAUUUGGUUCCAAAGGAGCUAUACAGCAAAUAUUCUCUCACAACCCCCGGUG